CGGACGGCGGCUUUCGUGUACCCCUUCCUCUACGACAACAUCCCGCUCUUCUACCGGCUCCUCUGCUGCUCCUGGGGUAACUGCGCCUGGAACGAGGCUGCGGCCGGGUACUGCCACCACCUCCUCUUGGCGCUGCUCACCGGCUUCCUCUUCGCCUCCCACCUGCCCGAGCGCCUGGCGCCCGGCCGCUUCGACUACAUCGGACACAGCCACCAGCUUUUCCACAUCUGCGCUGUGCUGGGCACCCACUUCCAGCUGGAGGCCAUCCUCUGCGACGUGGGCUCGCGCCAGGCCUGGCUGCAGGGUCGCCUGCCCGUCCCCGGCUUCUCCGGCACCUUCG
Molecule: messenger RNA, 340 nt
Organism: Leptosomus discolor (cuckoo roller)
Lineage: Eukaryota; Metazoa; Chordata; Aves; Leptosomiformes; Leptosomidae
Source: RefSeq, a predicted model, not a curated record